UAGGUGUAUGGUUUUCCUUGGGCUGCGCAUACAUUGCUUUAGAAGGCUACGAAGGUGCUGCCAAAGCAUUUCAGCGCUGUGUGACAUUGGAACCAGAUAAUGCUGAGGCCUGGAACAAUUUAUCAACUGCUUAUAUCAGGUUAAAACAGAAAAUCAAAGCAUUUCGAACCCUCCAAGAAGCUCUCAAAUGCAACUAUGAGCACUGGCAAAUAUGGGAGAACUAUCUUCUUACCAGUACAGAUGUUGGAGAGUUUUCAGAAGCGAUUAAAGCUUAUCAUCGGCUCAUGGACUUAAGAGAAAACUACAAGGAUACACAGGUGCUGGCUAUCCUGGUCAGAGCAGUAGUGGAUGGUAUGGCAGAUCGCACGGGAGAGGUAGCGAGUGGAUUGAAGGGGAAAUUGCAAGAGCUCUUGGGCAGAGUGACUUCACGAGUGACAAAUGAUGGGGAGAUCUGGAGACUUUAUGCCCAGCUUUAUGGAAAUGGACAGAAUGAUAAUGGUGAAGACAUUGAAAAGUCACUGCAGUGUCUUACUAAGGCACAUAAAUGUGAAGUUCAGUCAAGUGAUUGGCAGAAAGAUGUUUCUUCUUUUAAGGAAGUGGUGAAAGGAGCCAUAGAGAUUGCAUAUGUGGCUAUAAAAUGCAGCAAGAACAAAUCUAAUCAUCAGGAAGCUUUGCAGAUACUUUCUUCAGCUCGACUCAACUUACGUGGCUUGUCAUCCAAAGCAAAGCAACUUUUUCUAGGUGCAACAAGUAAUGAGGUUCUCAGUGAGAUAGCUGAUGAGGUGACAACUAUGGACAACAUGAUUGCUGAACUUCAGGAACUGAGCAACCAGCUGAGAGACCAGUGCUGACUUACAGACCUGAUUUCUUGACAGGAAAGCAAUAAUGAUACGUUUCUUUUGCCACAGCUUUUCCUAAUGAAAUGGUGACAAUUCUAAUGCAACAACACUCUCAAUAAACAUUUUUCUG
Messenger RNA from Phaethon lepturus (White-tailed tropicbird), 969 nucleotides. Its product is annotated as tetratricopeptide repeat protein 27-like. NCBI's taxonomy places the organism in Eukaryota, Metazoa, Chordata, Aves, Phaethontiformes, Phaethontidae. The record is from RefSeq and is a predicted model, not a curated record. The transcript is spliced from 7 exons. Bases 285 to 851 code for a protein of 188 amino acids.